This is a messenger RNA of Pseudogymnoascus destructans, 2553 nucleotides long. RefSeq lists its product as uncharacterized. Gene Ontology annotation, molecular function: sucrose:proton symporter activity. Bases 459 to 2213 code for a protein of 584 amino acids. The record is from RefSeq and is a predicted model, not a curated record. Gene Ontology annotation, cellular component: membrane. The transcript has 4 exons. NCBI's taxonomy places the organism in Eukaryota, Fungi, Ascomycota, Leotiomycetes, Thelebolales, Thelebolaceae.
GCUCACUUGGGAGAGCGCCAGACUGAAGACAACUUCAGCUCCGAUAUCUGGAGGCACUGUGUUCGAUCCACAGAAGCCGCAAUCUGCGAGUCGAGGAUCACCUCGAUUAAGAACACUAUAUUUUUUGCUUUUUUGCUAAGGGGAUCAUCGACAUAGCAAAAGGUGGUCUAGAUUACUUAUCCCGUCUAGAAUUAAUGCGUUUUAGAGUGGUUUACACGCAACCAUUUUUGAUGAGGAGGGGUCAGGACCAGCGAUCGGGACCUGCGAUAACCCUGCCCCUGGCGAACCCCCAUGUCCCAAAACGCGAGCCAAUUCACCCGCCGCUUGAGGGCACCCCUGUCGUUCCCAAAAUAUCCCCAAAGUCAACCUCUUAGGUCACCCAGCCCUCAAAAACGUUUCCAAUCUGUUGACGAAACGACCACGACUAGGGUGUACGCAAGUAAAUAUGCAGAGCAGCUAUGAUAGUGCUCAAAGACAAUUCGAGUGAUGAUGCCAACGGCUACUCUGUGCCUAGGUAUCCGACGGGCGGUUGGCGGCGACCGGAGGAGCACGAGGACUUGAGGGAGGAUAGAUUGGGAGACGGCAAAGAUAUGGCCUCGUGGGCAGGGCAGCCGUCCAUAAAGGGCUCUACGGAGUCCAUGCGGAUGGCUUUAUUGACCAUAUCCCUCAUUGGGAUUCAGUUCACAUGGGGAGUUGAGAUGACUUACUGUACACCAUACCUCCUCGCACUCGGACUCACGAAAACUCGAACCUCCCUCGUCUGGAUCGCCGGGCCCCUCUCCGGACUCAUAAUGCAGCCCAUCGUCGGCGUGAUCGCGGACCAAUCAAAGUCGAAAUUCGGCCGGAGGAGGCCCUUCAUGGUCAUCGCAUCGAUAAUCGUUACGAUCUCGCUGAUCGCUAUGGCAUGGGCGAAGGAGCUCGUGGGGGCGUUCGUGUCGGACGAGGAGAAGGCCAAAACGUGGACAAUCGUGGUGGCUGUGUUUAGCAUCUACGCCGUGGAUUUUGCAAUAAAUGCGAUACAAUCCUGUGGCCGCAGCUUGAUCGUGGACACCCUGCCUAUCCCUAAGCAGCAACUCGGAUCGGCGUGGGCGAGCAGGAUGGUCGCAGUGGGCCACCUGGUUGGGUACGCAGCGGGGACAAUCGACCUCGUCUCUAUCUUUGGGAAGGGAAUGGGGGAUACCCAGCUGAAGAAGCUAGUCCUCAUCGCCUGCUUCAUCCUGAUGUUCACCGUCGGCGUCUCCUCCUGGGCCGUAACGGAGCGCGUCCUCAUCUCUGGCAAGACAUCUGACGCGACAACGAGCGGCGUCAAGGUCGUGCGCAAGAUCAUAAAAACCAUCAUGCACCUCCCCCCCCGCAUCCAGGCCAUCUGCUGGGCGCAGUUCUGGGCCUGGAUCGGCUGGUUCCCAUUCCUCUUCUACGGCAGCACCUGGGUGGGUGAGACGUACUUCCGCUACGACGCGCCGGUCGACGUGAAGCAGUCAGAAGACGCGCUCGGAGACGUCGGGCGCAUGGGCAGCAUGGCGCUGGUUGUGUUCUCCAUGGUCACAUUCGCAGGGGCCUUCCUUCUGCCGUUCUUCGUGCGCUCGCCGGAGGAAGAUAACUUUACGCCGCGCCCACCAAGCAGUAUCGCUAAGCUCGUCAAGCUUGUCACUAAGCACAAGCCUGACCUUCUCACAGCUUGGUUCAUAGGACACUUCAUGUUCGCCGGCGCCAUGAUCCUCGCACCUCUCGCCUCAUCCUUCCGCUUCGCCACCGCCCUCGUCGCAUUCUGCGGACUCCCCUGGGUCCUCGGCUCCUGGGCCCCCUUCGCCUUCCUCGGCAUCGAAGUAAACCGCCUCAGUAGCGGCGCUCAACCCACCUCCUACCGCCGCCUCUCCAACGCCCGACGCUCCGACUCGUUCGAGCUCUUGCGCCCCUCCUCGGCCUCUCUCCUGCACCGCAGCGGCGACGAGGAUAUCGCGUCGACGGGGGAGCUGUCGGGGAUUUACUUUGGGAUUCUGAAUAUCUAUACGACGUUGCCGCAGUUUGUGGGGACGUUUAUCUCGCUCAUUGUGUUUUCGGUGUUGGAGCCGGGGAAGAGCCCGGAGUUGGCGGGAGGGGAGGGGGGAGAAGUCAAGAAGGAGAGGGUUAAUGGGAUUGCGGUUUGUUUGUUUAUUGGGGCGUUGAGUACGUUGGGGGCGGCGUAUGCGACGAGGAGGUUGAGGUAUUUGUAAUGGGAGGGAGGGGGAUUUUGGGUAUGCCUUGGGUACGAUAGGUGUGCUUUGGGGAGCGGGCAGCGAUUGUAGGUUGCUUUGUAAGUUUGUUUGCUGCGAGGGAGCCUUUUUUUUUGUAUAGUAUGAUGCGAUACGGUCAUGGCUGGGGCGUUUGGAGGGAUACCACUUGUAGCGGCGCGAUGUUGCUAGGAAUACAAUGUGUAUAUGAUGCAUGUUUUGGUCUGCUUGUUGAGGAUAUGGCUUGUGAUUGUGUGCUGGGCAGCUGGCGGUACCAUGAUGCCUUGCUUCUAACUUCCCUUUGUAGAGCUCUGAGUGGAGACAUGGUUGCUCUACCUGUGAU